AUCAUGUGACAUCUAAAAUGGCGGUGUCCAGCGAGGCGGAGGAGGAGGCGGCAGUUUACUUAAUAGUGUGCGGUAUACCCUCGGAGUUGCGCUCAGCCCAGUUACGGAGCUACUUUAGCCAGUUCCGGGAACAGCGCGGCUGUGGCUUCCUCUGUUUCCACUACCGGCAUCGGCCUGAGCGGGCCCCCUCCCAGGUUACUCCCGACUCUACCCUAACUCCUAUUAGCCAGGGUCUCAAUCAAAACGAUGCCCGCGCUCUCUCCACUCAGGAUUCUGCUUCCGCCCAGACUCGCACCUGCUGCUGCGUCAUCUCGGUACGGGGGGCAGCUCAAGCCCAGAGGUUUCUCCGCAUGUACUCGGGCCGCCGGUGGCUGGAUUCUCAAGGGACUUGGUUACCUGGUCGUUGUUUCAUCCGCAGACUUCGGCUACCUACUGAGGCAUCAGGUUUGGGAUCCUUUCCCUUCAAGACCCGGAAGGAACUGCAGAGUCGGAAGGCUAAGAGUGAAGCUUUCACACUGGCCGAUCUGAGGCAACUGCCAGAGCUGAACCCACCAGUGCUGAUGCCCAGUGGGAACGUGGGGACUCCCUUGCAGGUCUUUUUGGAGUUGAUCCGGGCCUGCCGCCUACCCCCUCGGAUCAUCACCCAGCUGCAGCUCCAGUUCCCCAAGACAGGUUCCUCCCGGCGCUAUGGCAAUGUGCCCUUCAAGUAUGAGGACUCAGAGACUGUGGAGCAGGAAGAGUUUGUGUACACGGCAGAGGGUGAGGAAAUACCCCAGGGAACCUGCCUGGCAGACAUACCAGCCAACCCCUGUGGAGAGCCAGAAGAAGAAGGGGAAGAGGAAGAAGAGUCACACUCAGAUGACGAUGAUGACCGGGGUGAGGAGUGGGAGCGGCAUGAAGCACUGCACGAGGACGUGACUGGGCAGGAGCGGACCACUGAGCGGCUCUUUGAGGAGGAGAUUGAGCUCAAGUGGGAGAAGGGCGGCUCUGGCCUGGUGUUCUACACUGACGCCCAGUUCUGGCAGGAGGAAGAAGGAGACUUUGAUGAACAGACAGCUGAUGACUGGGAUGUGGACAUGACUGUGUACUACGAUACAGAUGGUGGAGACAAGGAUGCCCGAGACUCUGUCCAGAUGCGUCUGGAACGGAGACUCCGUGAUGGCCAGGAGGCUGGCUCUGUGACUGGAUGCCAGGUGGGCACCUUUGAGCGCCAUACCAAGGGCAUUGGACGAAAGGUGAUGGAACGACAGGGCUGGGCUGAGGGCCAGGGCCUGGGCAGCCAGUGCUCAGGGGUACCUGAGGCCCUGGAUAGUGACGGCCAACACCCCAGAUGCAAGCGUGGAUUGGGAUACCAUGGAGAGAAGCUACAGCCAUUUGGGCAACUGAAGAGGCCCCGUGGAACUGGCCUGGGGCUCAUCUCCACUAUCUACGAUGAACCCCUACCCCAGGACCAGGGGGAGUCACUGCUCCGCCGCCAGCCACCGACCAGCAUGAAGUUUCGAGCAGACAUGGCCUUUGUGAGGGGUUCCAGCUGUGCCUUGGACAGCCCCUCAGAACCUGAGUGACAGGGUCAAGGGCUUCCUUAGUCAGGAUUACUUACAACUGCAAAGUGGCCACCCUGUGCCCAGCCUUAUCUCCCACCAAAGGAGAAAGAAUUCUGGGAGCAACAGUCUGUGCGGCUUGUUCAAGAUGCUUUGUUCAGAACUUGCCUUCUGGUUCUCUACCUCAGGGGUGUUUUUAGAGACAGUCCCCUAUUCUUCUAUUUGAUGAUAGGGCUUAAUGACCUCUCCACGGUGUCUCCUAACCCUAGUCUCUGUUUGGGCUUGCUCCUGUUGCCUCCUCCAGUACCUCGAAAAGCUGGACUGACUGAGGUUAUCAGCACAACCCUCCCGGGGGGUAGGAGGAUGGGGGUCAUCAUGAAGCCCAGAAAGAGGGGGAAAGGGAUAUGGAAAAGGAGAGGAUUUGUGCUCCGAAGAGAUGGUCUUGGGGCGGGCCCUCCAAUGCCUCUACCCUUAACUGGCUGGGACCGGACAGCGGAGAGUCUGCAGCAGGUGUCCCGGGUCUGCGACUUAACGGGAGAAUAAAGUUUACUACCGAA
This is a messenger RNA of Camelus dromedarius (Arabian camel), 2098 nucleotides long. It is a transcript of the gene GPATCH3, whose product is annotated as G-patch domain containing 3. The record is from RefSeq and is a predicted model, not a curated record. Gene Ontology annotation, biological process: negative regulation of type I interferon production; positive regulation of DNA-templated transcription; negative regulation of RIG-I signaling pathway. The transcript is spliced from 7 exons. Lineage: Eukaryota; Metazoa; Chordata; Mammalia; Artiodactyla; Camelidae. Gene Ontology annotation, molecular function: nucleic acid binding. The coding region runs from base 18 to 1565 and encodes 515 amino acids.